Erpetoichthys calabaricus (reedfish) is the source of this 2669-nucleotide messenger RNA. It is a transcript of the gene stx2b, whose product is annotated as syntaxin 2b. The record is from RefSeq and is a predicted model, not a curated record. Gene Ontology annotation, biological process: exocytosis; synaptic vesicle fusion to presynaptic active zone membrane; intracellular protein transport. Gene Ontology annotation, cellular component: endomembrane system; SNARE complex; plasma membrane. The coding region runs from base 282 to 1145 and encodes 287 amino acids. The transcript is spliced from 10 exons. NCBI's taxonomy places the organism in Eukaryota, Metazoa, Chordata, Cladistia, Polypteriformes, Polypteridae. Gene Ontology annotation, molecular function: SNARE binding; SNAP receptor activity.
CCCCGCCCUUCUCAUCCUCGAUUCGAACUGUCAGCUGGCGUCGCCUCCUCGCGGCUGGACAGCGGGUGUGCAGCAGGUUUAUACUCUUCUUUAGAGGCUGUCUUUCUUCUCUCCCAGUUACUCGAGUGACCAGGACGACGCAGCCCGAGUGGACUUUCCAAAUGAGAAGUUUGUUGUGCAUGAAGUAAAAUUAAACUAGUCGCUUCCGCGCCUUCUGGGGAGGCAGUCGUCGAGGCCGUGAAUUACAUGCUUUGUUGGGUUUCAUCGCUCAUUUUGGUGUAAUGAGGGACCGCCUGGCCGAUCUGUCAGCCUGUAGCAAACAUGACAAUGAAGAAGUUGCAGUUACAGUGGAAAAAGAUAAUUUUAUGGAUGAAUUCUUUCAGAAUGUUGAAGAGAUUCGAAGCAUUAUCGCAAAAAUAGCAGCCGAUAUUGAUGAGGUGAAAAAGAAGCACAGUAACAUCCUGUCUGCACCGAAUCCUGAAGAAAAAACCAAACAGGAACUUGAGCAACUAAAUAAUGAAAUCAAGAAGAAGGCCAAUAAAGUGAGAUCAAAGUUAAAAUCCAUGGAGCAAAACUUCACUCAACAGGAAAAUGUUAACUUGACUUCAGUAGAUCUUCGAAUUCAAAAAACUCAGCAUUCUGUGCUGUCUCAGAAGUUUGUGGAAGUAAUGACGCAGUACAACGAAACUCAAAUUUCAUUCAGGGAUAGAAGUAAAGGAAGAAUACAGAGACAACUUGAGAUAACUGGAAGAGCAACUUCAAAUGAAGAGCUAGAGGAAAUGCUUGAAAGUGGAAAUCCUGCAAUAUUUACCUGUGACAUUAUCUCUGACUCAAAAAUUACUCGUCAGGCCUUGAAUGAGAUUGAAUCCAGGCAUAAAGAUAUCAUUAAACUGGAAUCAAGCAUUAAAGAACUACACGAUAUGUUUAUGGAUAUGGCUAUACUAGUAGAAACACAGGGUGAAAUGAUUAAUAGCAUAGAACACCACGUGUUAAAUGCUGCUGAGUAUGUGGAACAUGCCAAAGAAGAAACUAAGAAAGCUGUGACUUACCAGAGCAAAGCACGCAGGAAAAAGAUAUUUAUAGCUGUCUGUGCGGUUGUUGGCCUCAUCAUUUUAUUAAGCAUCGUCACAGCAUCGGUGGCAUAACUUCUUCCAUUUGUGCCAAAGGAGAGAGGCUGUGGCCUCCAGAGGAGAAGAUAACCUUGGCCUCCAUUAAAGCUGAAGACGACAGAAUGUGUUGAAGAGCACUUUUGUGUUAGUUUUAAACAUGCACCAUUAGCAGAAUACCCUAACAGUAAGCACAUUUAUAACUGCCCCUCAAUGAAUUCAUGUUCAUAAAAAUAAUCUUUGUGUUUUAUGUCAGAUUAUUACAUUAAUGUGUAAUACGAUAAGAUGCAGCAUAUGAUUGAUAUCAGACCAGCAAAGAUGUGCAGCAGGGGGCUCUAGUAUUGAUAGCCCAGCAUAGCUUACAGUUAGGAAAUGUCAGCCUUUCAUUUUUAAAAUUUUUUUUUCAUUUAAUUUAUUGUUUUUAAGACUGACUUCACACCUUUUAGUCAAAUGGUUUUUACAUGGUAAUGUUUUAAGAUUAAUUUUUAGACAUACUGCUGGCAAUUAAAUGGAUAAAAUAUUUAAGGGCUUUAAAUGAUGCUGUGAAUUUUUUAUCUUAAUAUAAUUAAAGUUUUAUAUUGCUUAACUGCCAGAUGAAAAAUGCUGUGACCUAAAUAUAAAUGUUUAAAUCUUGGUUCAGGCAUAGCCACAUCUGCGUCUUCUUAAGACCCCUACGUCUUUACAUACUCCUUUGUAUUAUGGUAAGGGUGAGUAGCAGGACGUCUUUCAUAAGAAGGGCUGUAAAGUGGCGAGGCUGAAGGGAUGUGUCGCACUGUACAAAACAUCCCAGUUUUAGAACAGCAGCACACCCACCGGUGCAUUACGUGACUCGAAUGGCUUGUUGCUGUGGCCUACAGUAUUUGCUUAAUUUCAAAGGUUGAUACAACUUUAAACUUUCAAGUGUUUUUGGUUUUGUUCUGCUCUAUCUUCUUUCUGUCCUUAUAAAAAUGGGCUCACUUGUUGUAUUGUGGUUCAUUGCCAUUUUAUGUUGCAUGUACUCUCUUCACACAUUUUUCUGUCAUCCACGUCAAAGUGAGCCAAAGGCUUUAUCUACAAACACUGAAGACACUCCAGGGGUACUGAGCAGAUCCUUCUAAAAGGGCACAUUUUGACACCACGUGGCUAGAAUGAGACCCUGCUCCAUCCAGGAGAGUUCACCCCCAUAUAUCCCUGUUAGCCACUCUUGUUAGUAAAAUAAGUUUGAUGCUAUCAUGUUGUUUUUUUUAUUAUUAUUUCUAAGCUUGCAGAUUUUUAAGUAGAAAAACUGUCAAAAUGACGUUUUUAUCUUUGGAGUGAAAACUAUUAUUACUGCCAGAAACAGAUUGACUAAGAAUGUUACACAUGUUUAAAGUUUUGACAAUAUGUGCCUUCUUUCUAAAUGUUUUUAAAGGUUUACAAAGUACAAUAACCAAAAGUGCUAUUUCUUAUCUGAAUCUGUCUCUUGAAUAUUUAUGAUUUAUUUUGGCUGUUUUACACAGGAUAUGUGAUACUUAGCUUCAGAACUGAAUUGUACUGCCAGUGAAGACCAAAAAAAACCAAUAAAAAUUAAAAAUGAAAAAAAAA